GACGAAUAUUCAAACCUUAAGAGUACCCAUAGUUCAUACAAUGACAGUUCCAUGUGAAUCGAACUUACCUGAAGCUGGAGCUGGUUGGACUGUUAUCCAGCGUCGUAAGGAUGGUACUGUGCAUUUUAAACAACCGUGGUCAGAGUAUAAAGAAGGCUUUGGAAAUCUUCAUGGUGAAUUCUUUCUUGGACUGGAGAAUAUUCAUGUGCUAACACAAUCCCAACCACAUGAAUUGUUUGUAUUCCUUGAAGACUUUUUUAAAGAAACCCGAUAUGCUCGAUAUAGCAACUUUGUCAUUGGUAACGAAAAAGAAUUUUACGAGUUGAAAGUGCUCGGAAACUACUCAGGCACUGCUUUCGAUUCACUGCGACCUCACGUAAAUCACAAGUUUUCAACACCAGAUAAAGACUUUACUUCUAAGAAAUGCGCUCAAGAUUUUAAAUCUGGAUGGUGGUUUAACAACGAUGGUUGCUAUCGGAGUAAUCUUAACGGAUGGUACGUGUUUUCUGAUAUUGGUAAGGAAGUGAAUAGCCUUGAAUGGAGAUUGUGGAAGCAUCGGCCGUUGAAAUUUGCACAAAUGAUGAUUAGGCCACUCGAGUGAAAUUUUCAAAUAUUAAAAAAAAGUUGUAUAAAAAAGUUUUGCAGCAUCUUAAAAAAAUUAAAAUAUAUAAAAUAUCAAUAACUUUAUAUAUUUUGAUCAUCUCUUUAAAAUUGUAAUGAGGUUCUGUUUGUAACCGAUGAACAUGUUCAGAGAUAGCCACUAACAGGUUUCAAUGAAAGCAAAACAAUACAAAAUGGAUACUUUAUAUUAAAUAUACCAACUAAAUAUACAACAUACAAAAAAUACGACAUAUAUUUAUAUUUGAUAUUAUUAUUAAUGACCACAUACAAAUAUACCAAUAAGUACAAAACAUA
This is a messenger RNA of Drosophila albomicans, 915 nucleotides long. RefSeq names its product fibrinogen-like protein 1. The transcript has 2 exons. Bases 41 to 601 code for a protein of 186 amino acids. Lineage: Eukaryota; Metazoa; Arthropoda; Insecta; Diptera; Drosophilidae. The record is from RefSeq and is a predicted model, not a curated record.